AUGCAUUGUAAUUACAAGUGGUUCAACCUCCACUCCAUUCCCUCAGACCCCCGAGACUACAAAUGUCAUGUGGAAAAUGCCUCAGAAAUACCUGGCAGUGUGAGAAGCCUGAACAUCAUCCUGCAAGCCCCUGGGAUAGCAGCAACCAAGGGAAAGUUAAGCGGAACCCAAAAUGUCAUCACUCUGGAAUGCUUUAGUCUUCAAAGCCCCGUGCAAGUACAUCUGCUGUAUUUGGAGAAGAUGCACGGAGAUGUGACAAACCAGACAGCGGAGAAGUGCACCCUGCAGAGCCUGGAAGUCACCACCAGUGCAAACAGGAAACCUGCCACCAGCUACAGCUGUGCUUUACUAACACACCGCAGAAAAAAGUUUCAGAGGAAAAUUAUUCUUAAAGUGUUUCUGGCAGGGAUAUCAAACUGUGUUAUAACAGCAAAGCUGCCCAAGCUGAAAGUUUUUGCAGAGGGUCUGACUGUCCCACACGUGCACCAAGAAAAUAAAACUUUAGAGGACGAAAUUGAAUCCACAGAUGACAAAGAUAUGCAGAUGAGAAUAAACCUCAGUAUUGUCAUGAAAGUGUUCAUCGUUUGCAUCCUGUUAGCCAUCGCAAUACCCUACAUCGUGUUUGUUGUCUGUGAAAUUCCCUGCCCG
Molecule: messenger RNA, 648 nt
Organism: Pterocles gutturalis (yellow-throated sandgrouse)
Lineage: Eukaryota; Metazoa; Chordata; Aves; Pterocliformes; Pteroclidae
Product: chromosome unknown open reading frame, human C17orf78
Exons: 4
Source: RefSeq, a predicted model, not a curated record